Molecule: messenger RNA, 420 nt
Organism: Tarenaya hassleriana
Lineage: Eukaryota; Viridiplantae; Streptophyta; Magnoliopsida; Brassicales; Cleomaceae
Exons: 1
Coding region: 153-395 (80 amino acids)
Source: RefSeq, a predicted model, not a curated record
UAUAAACCCGACAAUCAUUCCAAAAGGUCCAUUAUUAUUAUAUCAUUUAUUCUAUAAAAAAACAUCAUAAUCGUGGUUAUGACGCCGUUUAUACGAUACAUAAUCUUGCUUUUUUUGUCUAAUUAAAAAUUAACAUUGUUUGACUGAAGAGGAUGAUCGCAGUUAUCACCGUGAGGAUUGUCCACGCCGUCGACGUUCCUCAGCCAGAACGUCACGUCGAAGGAGGCCGCGCCGUUAGGGACGUCAUCCAUCACCGCCUCUUGUCCCGCCGGGAAGAAUAUUCCGGUGCGGGGGUGUGGGACCCAACAAACGGAGUCUUUGUUCCUCGUCGAGUCUUUGUGGAUGGAAUCUUCAGGUUUCGGAAUCUGAUUUGGCGUUGUCGUUUUGCUUGUUGAACGUACUUGAAAUUGCUUCGAAACG